Molecule: messenger RNA, 420 nt
Organism: Dentiscutata heterogama
Lineage: Eukaryota; Fungi; Glomeromycota; Glomeromycetes; Diversisporales; Gigasporaceae
Source: the annotation of a GenBank genome assembly
UAUGAAAUUGUUCUCUUUGACGAAUGGUAUUCCAUUCUUGAUUGGAAUGAUGUUGUUAAAUAUUUGAAUGAUAUACCUGAGAAUGUUGAACAAAAAGGCAAGUUAUUUGUACCUUUUCUUGCUAAAUAUGUUUUCAUGACUUCUUACAAGCUACUGGAAGAAGCAUUCAACUUCUGUAGAUUUAGGAGUAUGUGGCAUGAUGAGAUUGAUCAACAUACUAUGGAGCUUACAUUUCAUAAGGGCUUUAAAGACGAUUUUCACAACAUGUUUUGGGAUAUUAAAUAUGAUGAAGGAGGAACAGGAAAAGGUGUCGAAAAAACAGUAUUAUCAACGAUUCUAAUUCUAGAAGAAAUUGGAGAUUCUUUUUCAUUGUUUUCUUCAUUAAUAAAAAAUAAACAAGCAGAAUUUUUUGAACCUUGA